Molecule: messenger RNA, 1641 nt
Organism: Cheilinus undulatus (humphead wrasse)
Lineage: Eukaryota; Metazoa; Chordata; Actinopteri; Labriformes; Labridae
Product: zinc finger protein OZF-like
Exons: 3
Coding region: 124-1641 (505 amino acids)
Source: RefSeq, a predicted model, not a curated record
GCUUCCUCUGAAGUUCUUCCUUUGGUCUUCCGUCAGAGCUCAGCUAGCGUGUGUGUCUGUGCUAACGUUAGCAGAGUAAUGUUGUAGUUUUCUUUUCCUUCUUCGACUCUUGGAUGUGUGGAAAUGUCCGGCUUUGAGGAUCUUAAAGCUUUAUUCGGACGGAGGCUGCUCGCUGCGGUUCUCAGAGACCUGAGAGGACGAGAAACCAGAUCUGAAUACGAAGAGGAGCUCCACCGCCAGAGGAAGCUGCUGGAUGUGAUUUUAAUCCCUGAGAUAAAGCUGCACAGAGCAGUGCUUCCUGCAGACUCCCAGCAGCUGUUGGUGAGUGAAGCAGAGAGCCCCCAGGAGGACAAUAGGUCCCCACACAUGAAAGAGGAACAGGAGGAACUGUGGAUUAGUCAGGAGGGAGAGCAGCUUCAAGAGCUCAAGGUGGAUGACACCACCACGCUCCUUUUCGGUUCAGUCUUGUUAAAGAGUGAAGAUGAUGAAGAGAAACCUCAGACCUCUCAGCUUCAUGAGAGACAAAAUGAACAGUUGGAAACAGGAGCUGGUGGAGAGGACUGUGAAGACUCUUCUGGAGCUGAGAGUGAUGACAGUGAUGAUUGGAGGGAUAACGGAGAAGAUCAGUCAGGUUCAAACUCUGUGAAAAAUAUACAUAGGAGUCACAAGGACAAGAAAUCACAUAGAUGCUCUGAGUGUGGUAAAACCUUGUCAACAAGCCAGAGUCUGACACUACACAUGAGAAUUCACACAGGAGAGAAACCCUUCAGCUGCUCUGUUUGCAGCAAAAGAUUUACACAGAAGGGUCAUAUGGAAGAUCAUAUGAGGUUUCACACGGGAGAGAAACCCUUUAGCUGUUCUGAGUGUGGUAAAAGAUUCACCUUUAAAAAUCAUCUCACACGCCAUUUGACAGCUCAUACAGGAGAGAAACCCUUUAGCUGCUCUGAGUGUGGAAAAACAUUUAAUAUAAAAUAUAUUCUGACACAACACAUGAGAUUGCAUACAGGAGAAAAAACUUUCAGCUGCUCUGUUUGUUUUAAGAAAUUUACACAUGAAUGUAACAUGCAAACCCACAUGAGAACUCACUUCAAUGAUGACACUUUCAGCUGCUCUGAGUGCAGUAAAAGAUUCCAAAGCAAUAAAGAUCUGAUCAGGCAUUUUAGAGUUCACACAGGAGAGAGACCCUUCAGCUGCUCUGAGUGUGGCACAAGAUUCAGUCUUAAGGGAGCUUUGACCAGACACAUGAAAGUGCACACAGGAGAGAGACCCUUCUGCUGCUCCUUGUGCAAUAAAACAUUUAGGCGAAAUUAUUGCCUGUCCCUUCACAUGGCACAUCACAGAGGUGAGAAACCCUACAGCUGCAGUGACUGCACAAAGACAUUUUCUUGGAAAUGUCAAAUCAAAAGACACAAGUGUGUCAGAGGUCAGGAUUCAAGUCUUUCUCAUAAAACCUUCAGCUGUUCUGAGUGUGGAAAAAGUUUCAGAGUAAGGCGUGAUCUUGAACGUCACAUGGCACAUCACAGAGGUUUGAAACCCUACAGCUGCAGUGAUUGUAAUCAAACAUUUGCUUGGCAUUGGCAGGGAACAAAGGUGUGCACACUGGAGGGUCAUCACAGGGAACAAUUACUCCUGCUGCUUUAA